CCCAGGUGUGCGGGGCGGAGCGCCGGGAUGUGGCGGGCGGCGGCGGUGCGGACGCUGCGCGGGGCCCGGUCCGGGGCCGGCGCCCUACGGGCCGCGUCGGGAGCGGCGGCGGCGCAGCUGCGGCGGCGGCUGGAGAGCGAGCUGGAGGACAUCCGCGGCGCCGGCACCUGGAAGAGCGAGCGCGUCAUCGCCUCCCGGCAGGGUCCCCACCUCCGCUUGGCGGACGGCGGCGCCGGGAUCAUCAACUUCUGCGCCAAUAACUACCUGGGGCUCUCCAGCCACCCCGAGGUGAUUCGUGCCGCUGUGGAGGCCCUGGAGAAGUUCGGCGCCGGGCUCAGCUCCGUCCGCUUUAUCUGCGGUACCCAGAGCAUACACAAGGACCUGGAGGAGAAGAUUGCACGUUUCCACCAGCGGGAAGAUGCCAUUCUCUAUGCCAGCUGCUUUGAUGCCAAUGCUGACUGGGAGAUCUCAGUGAGGUGGUAUACAGAGCAAAGGAUGGUCCUUUCUGUUUGGCACGGCCAGGCCCUGCUGACCCCAGAGGAUGCAGUGCUGUCAGAUGAGCUGAACCAUGCUUCCAUCAUCGAUGGGAUCCGCCUGUGCAAGGCCAACAAGUACCGCUACAGGCACAUGGACAUGCAGGACCUGGAGGCCAAGCUGAAGGAAGCGCAGAAGCACCGACUGCGGCUGGUGGCCACUGACGGUGCCUUCUCCAUGGACGGUGACAUCGCGCCCCUGAGGGAAAUCUGCCAGCUGGCCCAGAAGUACGAUGCCCUGGUCUUCAUUGAUGAAUGCCACGCCACGGGAUUCCUGGGACCCAACGGGCGGGGUACUGAUGAGCUCCUGGGAGUGAUGGACAAAGUCACCAUCAUCAAUUCUACCCUAGGAAAAGCUCUUGGAGGAGCUGCAGGUCACCCUGGGGUGCCUUGUCCGAUUCUCUCUCCUCCGUCUGCAGGCGGGUACACAACAGGUCCCAAACCCCUCAUCGAUCUGCUCCGGCAGCGUUCCCGCCCGUACCUCUUCUCCAACAGCCUGCCCCCUGCCGUGGUGGGCUGUGCAUCCAAGGCCCUGGACCUGCUCAUGGAGAGCAAUGCCAUUGCACAAUCUAUGGCUGCCAAAACUCAACGGUUCAGAAGUAAGAUGACGGCAGCUGGCUUCACCAUCUCAGGGAAAGACCACCCUAUCUGUCCAGUCAUGUUGGGGGAUGCUCGGCUGGCCUCAGUGAUGGCAGAGGACAUGCUCAACAGAGGCAUUUACGUGAUUGGCUUCAGCUACCCCGUGGUGCCCAAGGGCAAGGCGCGCAUUCGGGUGCAGAUCUCGGCCGUGCACAGCGACGAGGACAUCGACCGCUGCGUGGAAGCCUUUACCCAGGUGGGACGGAAGCACGGAGCGCUGCCUUGAGGGGCCGGAAAACACCUCUUCAGCACCAUCCAAGUGCCUCUGAUGGGUAAAAAGGCUUGAGCAGCACACUGCCAAAAGCAGGACCGUUCCUCAAGGCAUCACAGCCUGCAUCAUGAGUCACAGCUGGCUGUUGCAGUGUGCUGGCAGUAGCACUGGCAACCAGAACUUAAAAGUGUCAUUAAAGGUGUCCUGCAGUGCAGCGGA
This is a messenger RNA of Serinus canaria (Common canary), 1602 nucleotides long. RefSeq names its product glycine C-acetyltransferase (gene GCAT). Gene Ontology annotation, biological process: L-threonine catabolic process; biosynthetic process. NCBI's taxonomy places the organism in Eukaryota, Metazoa, Chordata, Aves, Passeriformes, Fringillidae. Gene Ontology annotation, molecular function: pyridoxal phosphate binding; glycine C-acetyltransferase activity. The record is from RefSeq and is a predicted model, not a curated record. The transcript has 9 exons. The coding region runs from base 28 to 1398 and encodes 456 amino acids.